AUGAGAUCGCACCGGCCGCAAUGUCUUUUUCGCUUCCGAAUCAAUGUCGCGCAAGCUAGAACUCCUCUCCGACGAAACCUUUCCACACCUCAAGCUUCCCCGACACCUCCCACGCCAACUCCGAAAGAUUUCCGGUCUCGAUUACUCCGAUUCAAUGACAAGCUACCUCGCUUUCUCCGCGGUUACACAACACCUUUACUAGGAGGUCCAAUAACGCAUAUUACGUCUUUUCUGAUCCUGCACGAAAUCACCGCCAUUGUCCCAUUGUUUGGCCUAGUCGCGGCGUUUCAUUACGGCAAUUGGAUGCCAAACCUGGCAUCAGACUCUGGAGAAAGGAAUGCAUUUGACGAAGGCGCUGCCCGGUUUGGGCGAUGGUUGAGGAAAAAGGGCUGGGUUGAGGAGUCGGAUGUCCAGGACGUCGCGGAUCAUGAAGUCACAGCGUCUGAAGGCUACAACACCAGAGGGAGGGCAGGUGUGCGGCUAGUGCUCGAGUUUGCGACGGCCUAUGCUAUUACAAAAGCUUUGUUGCCCAUCCGCAUAGCGGGAAGUAUUUGGGCGACACCGUGGUUUGCAAGGGUCGUUGUCAAGCCCACAACCCAGGUUGCAAGGCGGUUGUUUAGGCGUAGUUAA
Penicillium angulare is the source of this 630-nucleotide messenger RNA. RefSeq lists its product as uncharacterized. Lineage: Eukaryota; Fungi; Ascomycota; Eurotiomycetes; Eurotiales; Aspergillaceae. The transcript has a single exon. Gene Ontology annotation, cellular component: mitochondrion. The record is from RefSeq and is a predicted model, not a curated record. Bases 1 to 630 code for a protein of 209 amino acids.